Messenger RNA from Thermothielavioides terrestris NRRL 8126, 1311 nucleotides. RefSeq lists its product as uncharacterized. The annotation marks the transcript as partial. Gene Ontology annotation, molecular function: 3'(2'),5'-bisphosphate nucleotidase activity. The record is from RefSeq and is a predicted model, not a curated record. Lineage: Eukaryota; Fungi; Ascomycota; Sordariomycetes; Sordariales; Chaetomiaceae. The transcript is spliced from 2 exons. Gene Ontology annotation, biological process: sulfate assimilation.
ACAAUGACGGUCCCCGAUCCCAAGCCCUUCGCCCGCGAGCUCCUGAUCGCCCAGCUCGCCGUCCAGCGCGCCUCCCUCGCAACCAAGCUCGUCCUCGCCACCAUCCCCCCACCCACAACCCAGACCACCAACGCAAACCAGACCUCCGACAACCAACCAUCCUCCACCGCCGCUCACACCCCGAUCAGCCCCUUCCGGCACCAUCCCCACCCCCAGCAAGACCGGGCAUCAUCACAAACCACCAGCCUCGCCCACCGAUCGCUGGCCAAAGCCGACACGUCGCCGGUGACGGUGGCCGACUACGCCGCGCAGGCGCUGCUCGUCGCCGCCGUGCACGCCGCGUUCCCGCGCGACGCGGUGCUGGGGGAGGAGGACGCGGACGCGCUGCGCGCCGACCCGGCGCUGGCGGCAAGGGUGUGGGAGGUGGUGGAUUCUGCUGGGAGUGAUGGGAGUGGGAGUCGGGUGGUGCUCGGCCGGCCGAGGUCAGUGGAGGAGAUGCUGGAUUUGAUCGCGCUUGGUGGUGGUGGUGGUGGUGGUGGGGCGGAUGGGAGGGGGAAGGGGAGGGAUACGAGUCGCGGGCGGGUGUGGUGCAUGGAUCCGAUGGAUGGGACGAGUGCGUUCUUGCAGGGCGGGCAGUACGCGGUUUCGCUCGCGCUGUUGGAGGACGGGAAGGAGGUGCUCGGCGUGCUUGGGUGUCCGAAUCUGAUGCCUGGUGUUGGGGGCAGGGUGCAGGAGCGGGUGUGCGAUCGGGAUGGCAUGGGCGUGAUGCUGGCUGCGGUGAAGGGCCAGGGGGCCAGCUGGCGGCCGAUGGGGAGGGGCGGGUUGUUGCCUGCGACGAGGAUCGAUCGUGGGAGGGGGAACGCCCCGGUUGAGCUGCGCGAUGUGCACUUUGUGGACUCGUCGAACAGUCCGGCGACGCUAACCGGCAAGGUGCGCGAGCUGGCCGAGAUCACCGGGGCGCUCUAUCCGGCGCCGACCGAAUUGUACUCGUCGCACAUGCGAUAUGCUGCCAUGGCGCUGGGCGGGCGGGAGUUUGUGCAGCUGCGUUGGCCGAAGCCGGGCAAGGGUCCGUGGUCCAUCUGGGACCACGCCGGCUCGCAGCUCAUCUACGCGGAGUCGGGCGCGGGCAAGGUGACCGACUUGGCUGGCAAUCCCAUCAACUUCACCACCGGGGAGAAGCUGUCGAAGAGCUGGGGGUUGAUCACGGCCGACGAGACCAUCCAUGGGAAGAUCCUGGCGUUGGUUACCGGGAUGCUUGCUGCGGAUGCCAGCCCCCAUGCAUAUAAAGGGCAUUCUGCGAGUGGGCACUAG